Molecule: messenger RNA, 1185 nt
Organism: Selaginella moellendorffii
Lineage: Eukaryota; Viridiplantae; Streptophyta; Lycopodiopsida; Selaginellales; Selaginellaceae
Product: oxygen-evolving enhancer protein 1, chloroplastic-like
Exons: 2
Coding region: 156-1097 (313 amino acids)
Biological process (GO): photosystem II stabilization; photosystem II assembly
Cellular component (GO): photosystem II oxygen evolving complex
Molecular function (GO): oxygen evolving activity
Source: RefSeq, a predicted model, not a curated record
CACACACACACACACCAAAAGAGAAACCCUCUUAUCUUUCUUUUGUGACCUCUACGAGGAUCUUAGCCCGCGAGACAUCGAUCGUUCUUUACGUUUAGAUAGAACCGCACUUUCUUUACCCUUUGCUCGAAUCCAUUUCCAGAGAUAGCGGAGUAAUGGCGUCUUCUCUCGUUGCUACCAGGUCGCUCCUUCUCCCGCAUCAAUCUUGCUCCUCUACUCGAAGAAAUGGCGGCCACAUUGUAGUUUGCUCUUGCUCCUCCAUGGAAGACUUCACCAGAAAAGCAGGCAAGCUCGCAUUCGCUACAGUGGCGGCCACAGUCCUCCUCGCCGGGGCAGCAGAUGCCCGGCCGCGCCCCCGCUUCGGAUCCAGCGACGAGGAGAUCCGCGAAUACCUGGACAAAACCCCCAGCUACGACGAUCAAAUGAUGCGAGCCUAUCUGGACGUCAAAGGUAAGUGGACAGGAACCAAAUGCCCGAGCCCCGUCACCAGCGGUGGCACCGACGGUUUCAAGCUGGAACCCGGUGACUACUACGUGACCAACAUGUGUUUGCAGCCAACCUCAUACCAAGUCACCCGGAAGGCCGGGAUUGGCGAGUUUGACAUCUCGACAACGUACGAGACCAAGCUGCUUGCGAGGGUGGACGGGAUCGAGGGCUCCCUGGCCGUGGCUCCAGACGGUGGUGUCAAGUUCGAGGAGAAGAAAGGGCUCAACACGGACACCACCAUCGCCAAAGUCAUCGCUAGGCUUCCCGGGAAGCAGGAGCUGGUGCCCUUCAUGUUUGGGAUCCAAGACCUGGUUGCGUCGGGCAGGCCGGAAUCUUUCGGUGGCCAGUUUGUAGUUCCCACAGCGACGAUCCAACCGAAGAAACUGGACGUGGAUGAGAUCGAGCCGCUGGAGAGCACCACCACGGAGGGCAGCAUUGUGUUCAAGGUGACGAGGAGCAACUUGGAAGCCAAGGAGCUGGGUGGCGAGUUCGAAACCAGCCAGCUCUCGGGCCUGGAUCUACGGUCCAGAUCCAACGCGGGCUUCCUCAUUGGAAACAAGGAGAAGAAGAGGGUCAAGGUAUCGGGCGUGUGGUAUGCAAAGCUCGAUUGAUUGCUACGAGAUAACUCUGAUAGAAAGAAUGUAAAGAAAAACAGUACCAUGGAUUGGAUAUCUCAAUCAAACAAAGCUAGAUAUCAUA